Loa loa (African eye worm) is the source of this 167-nucleotide messenger RNA. RefSeq lists its product as hypothetical. The annotation marks the transcript as partial. The record is from RefSeq and is a predicted model, not a curated record. Lineage: Eukaryota; Metazoa; Nematoda; Chromadorea; Rhabditida; Onchocercidae. The transcript has a single exon.
AUGGCAAAUGGCAGAUCGCCAAGAGAUCCAGACAGACAUCAUGCAGGCAUGACAGAGGUGGGUACAACAUUUCAGCAAAAAUGUGAGUGGAUUUGUUUGUUGUCUCGAGCACCUCCCACUGAUACGAAUCUUGAAUGGUUUGCAAAGCAAAGCCUGAAAGGAAAGAG